UGGUAAUAAAGUGGGCAGGGCGUGCUACUGUUUACAAUCACUGAGCUGUCAAUAAUUGUACCGUAAAAACAGAUUUGAUUGAUAUUCCCACAGCAUAUGAAGAACCGAGCGAAUAAUGGCGCAAACUAAAUGACCAGUUCUCCCAUCCAGUGUUCUGAUGGCGUGGGUGUUCAUCAUGAACCGGAUGAGUUCUCAGGGUAGCUGUGCAGCCCAACGGAAGCGGAUGGCCCUGGGGGUGGUGAUACUCCUGCUGGUGGAUGUCAUCUGGGUAGCCUCCUCUGAGCUAACCUCAUACAUCUUCAAGCGGCAGGAAUACAACAAACCCUUCUUCAGCACAUUCACCAAGACCUCCAUGUUUGUGCUGUAUUUGCUGGGUUUCCUGCUGUGGCGGCCCUGGAGGCAGCAGUGCACUGGCACUCUGAAGCGCCCGCACUCUGCAUUUUUUGCCGAUGCGGAGGCUUACUUUGCAUCCUGCACCUCUGACACCACUGUGAACAGCUGUUUGAGUGAACCACUGUACGUGCCAGUGAUUUUUUUUUCUGCUGAACACUCAACUUGUUUAGUUGGAGACUGUGAAUCUUCAGCUUCCAAAAAGCACCGGGUGCGUUUUAGUAAUAUCAUGGAGGUGCGGCAGCUGCCUCCCACUCAAGCCCUGGAGGCCAAGCUGUCCCGCAUGUCCUACCCAGCUGCCAAGGAACAUGAAGCCAUGUUGCGCACAGUAGGCAAGCUAACCAUCACUGAUGUGGCCAAAAUCAGCUUCUUCUUCUGCUUCGUGUGGUUUCUGGCAAACUUGUCCUAUCAGGAAGCCCUGUCCGACACGCAGGUCGCGAUUGUCAACAUUCUGUCAUCCACCUCAGGCCUGUUUACACUCAUCUUAGCAGCCAUAUUUCCCAGCAGCAGCAGCGACCGUUUCACCUUGUCUAAACUGUUAGCCGUGGCUCUGAGCAUGGGAGGUGUUGCCCUUGUGAGUUUCUCCAGCAUGGACGACCCUGAUGAGAAAGGUGCCAUAGGCUCUUUGUGGUCACUGGUUGGGGCGGUACUGUACGCUAUCUACGUUGUAAUGAUCAAGAGACGUGUGGAUCGGGAGGAUAAGCUUGACAUUCCCAUGUUCUUUGGGUUUGUGGGUCUGUUCAACCUGCUGCUGCUGUGGCCGGGUUUCCUCCUGCUUCACUACACAGGCUUCGAGGCCUUUGAGCUUCCCAGCCACCUGGUGUGGACCUACAUUCUCAUUAAUGGUCUCAUUGGAACCGUUCUCUCAGAGUUCCUCUGGCUCUGGGGCUGUUUCCUUACAUCUUCUCUAAUCGGGACCUUGGCACUGAGUCUCACCAUACCGCUCUCUAUUAUGGCAGAUAUCUGCAUGCAGAAAGUACGUUUCUCGUGGCUGUUUUUUGUUGGGGCAGUCCCCGUCUUCCUCUCCUUCUUCAUCGCCACACUCUUAUGCCACUACAACAAUUGGGACCCUGUCCUGGUGGGCCUGAGGAGAGUUUAUGCCUUCAUUUGCAGGAAGCAUCGCAUUCAGAGAAUGCCUGAAGACCGCGAACAGUGUCAAAGCCUUAUUCCUCUACACACCGUCUCCCCCAGCGAAGGAAGCUUCUGUUCCUAAUCCAACAGUGAAACACAAUGUGGCGAAUGGGGAUCACACAGAGCUGACAAUCAAGUGUUCAGACACAUUGACCCACCCCAGUGCCUCAUGUUGAAACUAUUUAUUUUUCAGUAUUCAGAUGAUUCAGCCAUUUAUACAAGCUCUUUUUUAUUUUCAUAUUUCAGUCAUCACAGACCAAGAUUCUGUUUUUGCUUCUUUUUUUUUCUUUUUACUUUUUCUGUAAAAAACUUUGCGGUACUCAAGGUACUGUCACGUAACCAAAUGAAUCGGUACAUGUUGAACUUGAUCCUAAUGCUAACAGAGGUGGAGUAGCUUUGUGUGUUUGUUUGUUUUUUUUAAAUCUCAAUUAGUGUAAAGGAGUUCUCAUCAUCACUUGAGGAAGGGCAGUGUCUUGUACUGCAUGUCAUUAUGUUUGUCCAUCGGCCUUUUGAAGCCUCGCUGCUUGUUUGUAAGUGUUUCUGUGGAGCAGACAAAAUGCACAAUCAUAUGGCCAUGCCCAUACUCACAGAGCAAACCUAGUCUUUUCUGAUGGUGUUAGUGUCACCAAGGCAAUAUGUUAGUGAAACACCUGCAGUGUUGUCACCGAUUUCACCACCUGGAUCGGUAGAAGUUAGUGCAGUUUGGAGUCUCAUUGACAAAAUGAGUGAUUUUUGAGUGAACUCUGUUUUGUGAGAUCAUUUCCGUUAGAUCUUCAGGUGCUACUAAUGUUGUCCUGAUAUGAUUUGACUAUUGUCCCAUGUCUCUCAGCAGAGAAUACUCCCUCUUGUUUUUCCAGUCUGAGACUAGUCUUUAUUUUCUUCUAUGGAGGAAAACUUGAUCUGAUGCUGGAAGAAGAAUUGAAAUAACUUGGAUGAACAGGAGAGCAUCACAACCACUUUGUUUCUUGUUGUUCCUCUGACAGUGCUGGAUCCUGAAGACAAAUUGUGAUAGAAACGAUCUUUGUGCUUGAAUAUGAACUGACAACAAGCCUUCUGCUAUAAAUACUAUGUUGCAAUAACGGUUGUCUGCUUGAAAGAGCAGCUUCCUUUUUACAAUGACUGUAAAUAGUGUAGACAGUAGAACAGUAGCAGAGUAUUGAUGUUUUGUUCGUGAACUUCAGAUGACCACUACAGAUUUCUCUUCAGAUUAUUUAUCAAUUUGUAUUCAAUGUAUUAUUGUAAAUGAUUACUGCUAGAGGGAGUUCAUCAUUGCAUUGUCACAAAAUUCUCUUACAUUCCGCUGAGACUACAUCAUAUCAAUUUGGUUGGUACAUGUGAGCCUGUUUAUUUCAUAAACAAAAAAUUAUUUAUUUAGGGUUUGUGAUUUCAUGUGAUGAUAGAAGGCAUUGCUUCUAGCAGCCUUGGUAUCUGUCAUGUAAUUCAGGGGAUAAAUACUAUUUGAAGGUGAAAUGUCAGUGCUAUUAAAAUGUCGAAUGUGUGUACAUCUGUAUGAGUGCUUUUUUAUUGCACUCAGACUUAUAAAGUGGAGGAAGUAAUAACCAACCUGCGAGUGUAAAUGAACAGGUUGAGAAGUGCUCAAUGGAUACAAACUGGUUUGUUCUUGUUUAUUAUUGCACUUACUGUGUUGUUGCCAAUCAGUCCCACCUUCUACCAUGGUAGGGAAGUUCUGUUUAGCAUGACUAGUUUACAGGUGGUAAAAGUUCCCAUGUUGUCAGCAUAGACUUAAAAAAUGAAUUUAUCAUCUAUCAGUGGUGCUUGUUAAAUCAUGGGUAUGAUUUAUUUUUCUUUCUCAGGUUUGUCUUGUUUUUAUUAUCAAUUUCUUUGUC
Messenger RNA from Monopterus albus (swamp eel), 3368 nucleotides. RefSeq names its product solute carrier family 35 member F5. The record is from RefSeq and is a predicted model, not a curated record. Lineage: Eukaryota; Metazoa; Chordata; Actinopteri; Synbranchiformes; Synbranchidae. The transcript is spliced from 15 exons. The coding region runs from base 158 to 1603 and encodes 481 amino acids. Gene Ontology annotation, cellular component: membrane.